Molecule: messenger RNA, 4829 nt
Organism: Anguilla rostrata (American eel)
Lineage: Eukaryota; Metazoa; Chordata; Actinopteri; Anguilliformes; Anguillidae
Gene: gdpd4a
Product: glycerophosphodiester phosphodiesterase domain containing 4a
Exons: 16
Coding region: 725-2572 (615 amino acids)
Biological process (GO): lipid metabolic process
Cellular component (GO): membrane
Molecular function (GO): glycerophosphodiester phosphodiesterase activity
Source: RefSeq, a predicted model, not a curated record
AAGAUUUACAGUUGUCUUUGUUUAGAGUAGCUAUAUAGCUUCAGGGUCCUCUGUGUUUUAUUUAGUGUUAGAAUGGAUACCUCUGGGAUAUCAUUUUUCUCAUAUUAUGGGUUAGGCUGAUCGCUCACGGCUUUUCACUCAAACCAUUUAAGAAAUUAGGUUAACUUCUGUUCUGUUUGCGAAGUAAACAAAGAACACAUCGAUUAAUUGCCCCAGGAAUUGACGCUGUGCUGUAUCGUAUGAAGUAAAAAGCCCUUGUCUGCCCAGCCCAUUGUCAAAACAAACCGUUUCAACGUGUUUCACGUCUAUAGCCUAUCUGCAAUGGGACCCUACAGCGUAGUUCGUGUAAUACAGAAUAAUAUUUUUAUUCAAUCGGGACAGCAGAGAAAGGGUGUAUUAGAGGAGCGGAGUGGGGGGAGCGAGAGCUGCAACAGGUGGGGUUUGAUAGCAGUGAGCAGAGUAGCCUAGUGCUUUACCUGCGCAGUUGAUCAGUGAGAGCUGCUACCGUAUAUCUCACAGCAACAGCGCAGCACUGCGGCUGGACAUCGCGUGAAGAUUCAGGGAGAUUGGAGCUCAGAAAGAAAACGAAUCGCACGAAUUUGCACGACAGCUUUCCCUCAAAGCUGAGCGGAUUGGGGACCCUGAUCCUUUGCUCCCGCCUCCUCUCUUCUUCCGUCCUUCCUUCCGCCCCUCGUCCCGUGCGAUGGCACGGAGCGAGUGAUUGAUGGGCCGCUCCCCCGCCUCCCUGUCCAAGCUGAAGCUGGGGAAGCUGAAGGUGGUGCGGCGGCAGCUGCUGCAACGCUAUGAGCACCAGCCCUUCAUCUCCUGCCUGGCGGGCUUCUACGGCUGCCAGUGGAAGCGCUACCAGAGGGCACGUGCCCAGCCGGGCGAGUGCUGCUGCAGCAAGUUGGAAUGUGGCAGUUUUGGGAUCCUGAUAGUGACAUUUUGCCUUACCUUGGUGUUCCUGUACUUCUGGAGUGAGGCACAGAAUGACUACAAUGACUUUGACUGGUUCAACUUCUGGAAAAUGGGCUUCUGGUUCCCCUGGUCACUGGUCUUGCUGAUUGUUGCUGCUGUGCUCUUCACCUACAUCGCCAUCUUGUUGGUGCUUGCAGUGUGUCUUCUCUCUGAGGGACAGAGGCUGUAUUUACACUGGAGCCACAAGAUUGGGAUCCUGGUGACAUUGACCUUCUCCAUUAGUGCCACUGCUGUGCUGUCUGAGCAGUGGAGCAAGGAGUGGAAAACGCUCCUUCUGUCUUUUCAGGUCACAGCACCAUUCCUGCAUGUGGGUGGAGUCUCGCUAAUGACGCUCUUGUCCUGGCCAAUAGCAUUGCACUUCUUCCGCAUGAAUAAAAGAGUGCGGCAGGUGGCUAUCCUUGGGCUGUACCUGGCGAUCCUCUUCACUCUGUACCUGGUGCCCCUGGGCAUGUACUCCCCCUGUAUCAAAGAGGAGGGCAUGCUGGGACCUCCCCCUGCCCUCAUUGGACACAGAGGAGCUCCCAUGCUCGCUCCAGAAAACACACAGCUGUCCUUCGAGAAAGCCGUGGAGGCAGGAGGAGAAGGUCUGGAGACAGAUGUGACAAUCAGUUACGAUGGGGUACCCUUCCUAAUGCAUGACAAUACUUUGCGGAGGACGACCAACGUGCUCGAGGUGUUCCCCAACCGGACAGACACGCCGGCCUCCAUGUUUACCUGGAGCGAGCUGGAAAUGCUCAACGCCGGGGCCUGGUUCCUCUCGUGCGACCCCUUCGGGACUGCUUCUUCACUGGACCCUGAUGACCAGGUCAGGGCUCAGAACCAGACGGUCCCCAGGCUGAGGGACUUCCUGGACCUGGCUGCUCUGCACGGCAAGCUGGUGAUCUUUGACCUGUACCGCCCACCCAGCGAUCACCCUUACAGGGACACCUGGAUCAACCGCACCCUGGAGGUCCUCUAUAACGAGUCGUCCCUCAACUCCAGCCAGAUCUUGUGGUUACCCUCAGAGCAGAGGGACAUGGUGCAGGAGAUUGACCCUGCCCUGCAGCAGACCUCUGGAAGCAAAGCCUCUAUUGAGGAGCUGCAGGAGAACCAUAUUGUCAGACUCAACCUCCACUACAGCUCCAUGUCUCAGGAGCACAUCAGUAAGUACUCCUCCGGGAACAUCAGCACUAACCUGUAUGUGAUCAGCCAGCCCUGGCUGUACUCUCUGGCCUGGUGUGCUGGGGCCCAGUCUGUCACCACCAAUGCCCUGCAUGUCCUCAAGAAGCUGCGCAGGCCGCUCUUCCUCAUGACUCCAGAGGAGUACAGCCUGAUGUGGAUCCUGACAGACGUGGUGUCCGUUGUGCUCAUCGCCAUCGUAUUUGCGUUCCAUUGGUGGCGAGAGAGAGGCCUGCCCUUCUGGUCAGGCAGCAGACAGACACACGAGAAUGGAACCUACAGCAAGUUCAGAACUGAUCAUUCUCGACCCGGGCAAAUCCGACGGAUUCCGUUCCUCUCUGAGGCACCAAGACGGGCUCUGGUUGCACUGCCCCUGGAGUCUUCCUUGUAUUUGCAUGCGCCACCUAUGCAGGGCUACCCGUUGCUUGUGUUGUGACGCUCGCAGUGCCUGUUCCGCUCAACCUUGACCCCUUUACACUUGACCCCUGACUGUUGCACUUUUGUCCUUAGCAGAGCUGAGCGACGUGUGGUCCAUCUCUGGGGUUACUGUUCGGGGAGAGGCCCGAAGCCUGCCCACCACUCCUAACCUGCCCACCAUUUCAGAACAGCCGGAGCCGCUGGUCUGAGAGGGGGAAAGGAAGGCUAUGGCUGCCUCUCCUAUGUCCUUAAACCAUCUGACUAAUACUCCCCCCACCUGGCAACCCAUAAACUCUCACUGCUUCCUGGCAGUGUAUUUAACACAGACAAGUCCGGCUUUUGGCAAACCGUCCAGAGAUUCACGCUGUGACAUUAUUUUUAUAUGUGAAGUAAGUUCCCUGCUGUGGUCAUCUGCUGUUGUGAAGGGAAGUGAAAGAAACCGUUUCUGCAGUUAUCUCAUGUUUACUAAUGAUUCAGCCCCCCUCCUCCGCCCCAAAUCAGCCAAGAGGGAAGGACAGAGCUGAGGAUGACCCAGUUAAACCUGGACCCACUGGACCCCACCCAGUAUCCAUCAACACAUCCUCCCCCUGAGGUGUGACGGUUCCAAUCCACAGGAUUCUCCGUGUCUGCAGAGCUUGGGGUUCAGUGUGGGAAGUAGUGGUGUCAAAAUGGAGUCGCCUUACAGUCUCCUCUUCAAAGGCUGAACGGGACAUUAUUGACUUGAAAGAGGAAUGUCAUGAUCUAAUAUUAUAGAUCUAUUUAUAUUUUACAUUCAUGUAAAACAUCCACAGCAGUGGCACUGGUAAAAAAAAAUGUUAUAUUCUAAAUGUGUUUCAGUGAGCACAUGGGUGAGUGGUGUAAUUUUGUGUGUGCGAGUGUGGUUUUAUUACAGUAAGAUUUUAGCUAUGUUAAUGAUAUUGCUAUGUAUGAAUGUACCAUAAAAUGGAUGGGUUGCAUUGUACUCCCCAGCCUAGCCAAGCCUAGCAUGAAAUUAGAAUAAAAGUGCUGCUUUUUCAUGUUUAAAAAGGCUUAGAGAGGCACAGAGAGAAACAACCAGUCUGCUGAAAAGUUCUUCAUAAUGAAGGGAGAGUAAUAAGCCUGAAAAAGGAUGAAGCUCUCAUGUGCAAUCAGACGUUUCGAGUUAUAUGAAUUUCUGCAACUUUUUUUUGCAGUUUUCCAAAUGUGAAUGGGCACUACUUAUUUUCAUUACACAUGAAAAUAACAUUAAUUGACUUUGUAAAAAAAAAAAAAAACGCAUGAAAGUUUCAAUGAUUUGACUGCCUACUAUUCUGGAGCUGAAAUGAUGGUUUCACGUUUUCCUGACUAAAAAGUGCAAAAAGUAAUUUCAGUGGAAACACCUGGCUUAGCUGGUGCUCAGCACAAAUGUACUGUUUUUAGCACUCAUGGAUGAGAAAAUAUAAUUCUAAUAUAAACACAGCAUUUCGAUUGGUUCAUAUGAGUUAGGACAUGGAAGUUCCUGUCAGAUUAGGACUGUUGAGGCCCCAUUCUCCCACCACUUAUUGGCUUUUCCUGGCAUGUUGGUUUUUGUAUUUCAGUAAGACCAAGCAUAUGUCCAAGCAUGUAUACUGCACAGACCUUUACAUGCAACUGAACAUUAAUUUAAACCCUGAUUUCCAAAUAAUUUCAUUGUUUCAUGUUUACAGAUAUGUAUAUAGUAUAUAAUAAACCACAAUCUUCAAGGCUCAUGAAACAGCUAAUUCUUUUCAAAAGAAGUAAUCACCAUGCAUUUUCUGACAAUUCUGUGAUUUAAGAGGAGAAAGAAAACAAAAACCCUACAAAUUCAACCAAAAAUACUGACCCUUCUGCUAAGGAAAUUAAGGUACUGGCUGACGGUGAAAUAAACAGAAACUUGACAUUCUCCUUGGCAGUGUCCCACACUGCCCCAUAUGUAUGACCAUCAAGUCAAAUUGAACUGGACUGAAGCUCAGGUACUUCAGAUGACUUGGUGGAACAUUUCUUGCAUUUAUCUAAAAGAGAGAACAGUGAUGUUUUAUUCUGCUGCUCUUACCUGUGAAAUGCAGGCGACUGUGAGAGAUUGUGUGAGGUCCACGUGCUGUAGGCCCUGCAGACAUUAUUGUUACGAAAGGGCAAUUAUGUAGUUACCGUAUGUUCUGGGUUAUGAAAUGAAUAGAGUGGCACAUUUAUUUUUUAUUUUUUUAUGCUGUGUGGAUGACUGCCAUGAUUUUAUUUUAUAGCAACCUCUCUGGACUGUAAUAUUAACAACCAUCUCAUAUUAAAAAUAUAAUUUUGGACAA